Entamoeba invadens IP1 is the source of this 1188-nucleotide messenger RNA. RefSeq lists its product as hypothetical. NCBI's taxonomy places the organism in Eukaryota, Evosea, Mastigamoebida, Endamoebidae. The record is from RefSeq and is a predicted model, not a curated record. The transcript has a single exon. The coding region runs from base 1 to 1188 and encodes 395 amino acids.
AUGGGAAAAGUAGAUGGAUUCCAUUUAAUGAUAGUGGCCAAACACUUUAACAUAAUACAAGACUUUAUCAAUGUUCAAUUGGUAUGUAAAAAAUACAAAGAGACUCUCAUGAAAUUUCACUACAAUCCAAUUCCAAUUAAUUUCAGAACUCGAAAAUAUUUUCCCAACCUUGAAACACAACAUUUAUUUUCAAAGAAAAAUGAAAGGUACAAAAAUGGCAAAAUAGUGAAGUACAAAAUAUUAUAUCCAAUUAGUGAGAAAAAAUACAUUCGUGAAAAAAAGAAGUCUAAUAUAGCAAACUGUGUUGUGUUUAAAUCCGAAAACUCUAUAACAAAUGCUUUAAAUUUGGAUUUAGAAAAGAACCCAAACUAUUUCACAAGUUAUGGGUACGAAUUAUUUAGUCACAACACAUCUUGUACAAACUUAACAAUUCCUUCAAAUAUCACAGCACUUGGAAUGUGCUGUUUUUAUAGAUGUGAAAAUUUGAAAUCUAUAAAAAUCACUGGAGAUGUCCAAGUAAUCCCCAAACAUUGUUUUGUGUUUUGUCAGUGGUUGACUCAUGUAGAACUUCCAAACACACUUUAUGCACUCCGGGCAGACUCAUUUGCAUUUUGUGAUGCUCUCAAGACAAUUCGACUUCCAGACAACUUGAAAGUGCUUGCAGCAAAAUCUUUCUCGCAUUGCACCAACCUUGAAAGCAUUGUAAUUCCAAGUCAAGUUGUUUCUAUUCCAAAAAAUUGCUUUGAAAAUUGCAAGUCGCUCACUUCAGUGAUUUUGCCACCAAAUUUAGAGAAGAUAUCAAAGUGGGCGUUCAAAAACAGUGGACUCAAUGAAAUCGAGUUACCGCCCACUCUUACACAACUCGGUAUAAAGUGUUUCUCAGACUGCUUUUAUUUGUCACACAUUUCUACGUCACUCGAAGAGUGUCGAAAAACAGGAGUUUGUACUGUGCCAAGUAAAAUCAGUGAAUUGAAAUUGAAGUGUUUUGAAUGCUGCAAUUUUAGUGCUUUUUAUAUCCCUUCCAAUGUAGUGGUUGUGGAAGAAAAGUGUUUUUAUUGCUGCGAUAAUAUGACGUCACUCACUGUCGAGGAAGGGAUUAUGUCUAUUGAUCCUUCAUAUACAAGUGGAUGUAAUGAACUUGGGGAUAUCGUAUUGCUUUCAAAAGACGUAAAAAUGGGUAGUAUUUGA